CAGCAGGUAUCUGGUGGCGGAGCUCUUGGGCGCCAUUUACGUGUGUGCAGGCCAACCGGGCUCUUGAGGAGCAGUCGCCGCGCUGCUGAGUCUUGCUCCCCUCACAAGGCUAACCUUCCUCCGAUCGGCCAAACAGCAAGCCUCUCCUACAGUGUCUCGAUCUCUUGAUGCAUUAUCGACUUUAGCGUCUGGUUGGAGUGUUUGAGCCCCCGAAACUAGGGGCAAUGGGCGAAAAUUUUGCCCCGAGUUUUACCAAGAAGCCGAAACUCCGUCAGGAGGAUGACGGCAACAAACUCAUAUUCGACUGUCAGCUGUCGGCGUCCCCGCAGCCGGACAUCGAGUGGUAUCGAGGCGACGUGAAGGUUACGGAAAGCCGCAGAAUCAAGAUCACCGUCAAACAGACGUCGAAAAACAUUCACGAUGUCCAGUUGAUUCUCGACGAUGUGGAAGAGGAAGAUGCCGGGCUUUACAAGGUCAAAGCCAAGAACAAAUAUGGCGAGGUGUCGGCAUCCAUCAAUCUUAACUUCAGUCCGAACGAACAGACUGCCGAUAAAAAACCGCCUCCUCGCCGUUACUCAUCAUUAGCUCAUAACCAUUAUCUAAACACCUCCGAGGGGGCAUUCGGUCGGCCUGCCUCCCGCAGUCAGGCCUCGACCUCACGCCCGUCAACAUUCCGCUUUCCUUUCGGCAGCGAGGCGGCUGAAAGGCUUUCGAACGCGAUACGAAACUACGCAAACGAAACAAUGUCCUCGAGAGCUCGGAGUUCGAUGCAGUGGUCGCAGAGGACGGCGGCGGGAGCUGAAAGUGCUGAUGUCUUCUCUCUCAGUUCGAGAAAGAGUUCGGUGUCAAGUUCGGAGAGUUCGAGGGUGAGGAGGGACUCGCGAGUGUCCGUGAAUCAGAGCUCGUCCUCGCGGCGGGAGAGUUUGCAGAUGAACGAGACGAGUUCCUUCUCGAAAUACCACUCUCGACGCGAGGAUACUUUGGAAAACGAUUUCUCUUUUGAAAAUAGAUCCUCGCGAAGAGAUAGUUAUUACGCGAGUAAAGGGGACCACUACGACUAUAAGGAGAGCCAUGCCGUCGACCUGAACAGCAACAAACGAAAAUCCUCGACAGUAUUCGACCGUUCAGUGCACAAUGACAGCUACGAUGGACAAAUCGACGGCGUCGCGCCCACCUUCGCCCAGAAGCCCGUUAUCAAGCAGGAGGAAGGAGGAAAGAACAUUAAAUUCGAGACUCGAAUCUUGGCGGAUCCGAAGCCAGCCAUCACCUGGACCCGCGACGGACUCAGGGUGCAAGAGUCCGCGCGGUGCAAGGUGACGAUGGAGAAGGAUCAAAAAUACUACUUCAUCACGCUGGCCUUGACCAACGUUACCGUAGAGGACGCCGGCAAGUACAAGAUCACCGCCAAGAACGAGCUCGGAGAGAGUAACGCCACCAUUAGCCUUAACUUCGACAGCGACGAGGCCCCGUUGCCUCCCGCCGAAGGUGUCCGCCCGACCUUCACCGAGCGUCCCAGCAUCAAGCAGAGCGACGACUGCUCAAGUGUCAUCUUCAGAUGCCGCUGCGUUGGCAACCCUAAACCAACCAUCUCCUGGGAAUUUAAGGGUAAGAAAAUAAAGGAGGGAGGCCGCUACAAGAUGAAACUCGAGACCGACGGCAACAUCUACUUCAUCGCCACACUCGAGAUCGCAGGCGUCUCUUCCUCGGACGAGGGCGAAUACAGGGCCAUCGCCAGCAACAAGCUCGGGGAGGGCGUGGCCAACAUCAACCUACACUUCGAGGGUAAAACCGCCUCUGAUAAGCCCAAGAUCCCUGACGGCAAGGCGCCCAGAUUCCCUAAGAAGCCUGAGAUCCGUCAGGAGGGAGACAAGCUGAUCAUGGAGUGCCUCCUGGAAGCCAACCCUGAGCCGGAGGUCACAUGGUUCAAGGGCGUCCAGAUGGUGCAGGAACAAGGCCGCAUUUCCAUGUACAAGAAGAUCUGCGGGAAAGACCAGUAUGUUGUCUCAGUCACCAUCAUGAGUCCUGUGGUUGAAGAUGGCGGCCAGUGGAGGUGCAACGCCUUCAACCCAUUCGGUGACUCGAAUGCCAACAUUGCCCUUAAUUUCGAAAAGGGCAAGGCAGUCCCGGAGGGAUUCGCACCCACUUUCCUCGACAAACCAUCCAUUAUCCCCAACGAAACUGGCACCAUGAUUACCAUGAAGGUUCGUUGCAAGGCCAAGCCUCAGCCGACAGUUGAGUGGUUCAAGGACGGCAAGAAACUGGAAGCUGUCAAGCGCUUGGUCAUCAAGGAGCACAAAGUGACAGCCGAGAUGUUCGAAUACUCGUGCAUCGUCAAGGAUCCGUGUGGUGCUGACGCCGGCAAGUACAAAUGCGUGGCCAUGAACCAGUUCGGCGAGGCCACCGCCAACGUCAACCUCAACAUCGAGGCUGACCAAGAGCCUUCAGGUCAAGCGCCAGUGUUUAUCGAAAAGCCGAGCAUCAAGUUCGAGGAGAAGGCCGGGCGCGUGCUGAUGGAGGCCCUGGUGCGAGCCGACCCUCAGCCGACGUCCCGCUGGACGAAGGACGGCAAGGAGCUGGACAGCUCCAAAGUGACUGCCACUGUCACCAGGGAGAAGGACGACCUCUACCGCAUCCGGCUGGAGCUGAGGAAGCCACAGCCGACUGACGGUGGCGUUUACAAGUGCAACAUUAGGAACGAAUUUGGAGAGCUUAAUGCCAACCUGAACCUCAAUAUCGAAGUCGCUCCUACGAUCAAGAAACCUCCCAAGAUCGUGUCGGUGUUCAACAGGAAGGUCGUGAUGGAAUGCGUUGUCAUGUCCACUUCCAAGCCCGCCUGCAACUGGUUCAAGGAUACCACCAAGGUCAGGUUGGACACACGCCACUGCGUUAACAUCAUUGAGGAGGGCGAGGGCAAGUACGUUGUCCAGAUGGAGAUGCUGAAGGCAGAAAAGUCGGACUGCGGCAUGUACAAGCUCGUGGCCAAGAACGAGAAGGGCGAGACCACUUCCCAGACCGUCCAGCUCAUCGAGAGCAUGCUGGAGGAGAAGAAAGAGAAGAAGGAAGAGAAGGAAUCUUCCGAGGAGGAAGAGGAAGAAGAAGUGGAAAGCGAUGACACGGUUGUGAUGGAAGACGAUGUGAAAGAAGAAGAGGAGAUAUAUAAAGAGCCGGAAGAAGAGGAAGAAGAGAUUAUUGAAGAGACUGACGUGACGAUGGAAGAGGAGGUUACCGAGGAAGAAGAGAAGAAAAAGAAACCUAAGAAGAAGGAAGAGGAGAAGAAGAAGGAGGAGGAGAAAAAGAAGGAGGAAAAGAAGAAGGAAGAGGAGAAAAAGAAAGUCGAAGAGAAGAAGAAAGAGGAAGAGAAAAAGAAAGUGGAGGAGAAGAAGAAAGAGGAAGAGAAAAAGAAAGUGGAGGAGAAGAAGAAAGAGGAAGAGAAAAAGAAAGUGGAGGAGAAGAAGAAAGAGGAAGAGAAAAAGAAAGUAGAAGAAAAGAAGAAAGAGGAAGAGAAAAAGAAAGUAGAAGAAAAGAAGAAGGAGGAAGAGAAAAAGAAAGUAGAAGAGAAAAAGAAGCCCGAAGAGAAGAAGAAGGAGGAGCCGAAGAAGCCCGAGGAGAAGAAGAAGGAGGAGGCCAAGCCGGCGGCCAAGCGAGCCAAGGAGGAGGCCAGGCCGUCGGACGCGAGCGAGAGCGAGGCGCCGUCCGAGAAGGAGAGCGCCAGGCCGCGCCGCAAGGCCCCGGCGCCCAAGAGCGAGUCGGAGCUGACGGAGAGCGAGGGCGAGGAGGUCCGGCGCAAGAAGGUCAUCAAGAAAGUCGCCGCCAAGAAGGAGCUGAGGCCGGCCGAGGACAGCACGAUGGACGAGGACACGAUGACGGAGGGGGAGGAGCAGGAGGCGCCGCGGAAGGUCAAGAGGACGCUCAAGACGCCGAAGAAGGUAAGAGCCCGGAAUAGUCCCGUACUGGUAAUGUUUUGUUAUUAUUCCCUGUCACAACACCCGGUAACUUACAUCAUAGCCUUUGAAUAUGAUAGAUUCUUGUUACUUCGUGUUCUCCUUUACAAAACUUGUUGUUUUAUGAGUCAUGCACACAUGAAUGUUUUUACUUGUCAUAGAACCACCACCCGGCGCGUAGACGAAGACGAGGAGACAGAGGAAGAGAUUCAAGAGGAAAUCUCUGAAUCUGAGACUUUGAUCUCCGAGUCAGAGGAAGAGGUAGUUAAGAAGCCGGAAAAGGCAAAUGAACCGGAAAAGAAAAAGGAGCCGGAGAAGAAAAAAGAGGAGGUGAAGGAGGAAAAGAAAAAGGAGGAGGUAAAACAGGAAAAGAAAGAGGAGCCAAAGAAGAAGGACUCGAAGAUAAGGAUGGAAGAGGAGAUCGUAGAGACGGUAGAGGAAAAGAAAGAAAAGCAGAAAAAAGAUUCAAAGAUCAAAAUGGAGGAGGAAAUAGUAAAGAUUGUCGAAGAAAAGACAGAAGAACCCAAAAAGAAAGAGGAACAAACCAAAAAGAAAACCUCAAAGGUCGAGGAAAAGGUGGAAGAGGUUGUCGAGGAAAAGGGAAAUCCCCAUAAGAAGACAGAAGAGGCUAAAAAGAAAACUUCAAAGGUCGAGGAAAAGAUAGAAGAGAAAACGGAAACUAAGAACCCGCCAGAAAAGAAAAAGUCGUCCAAAGUCGAAGAGACAGUAGAAAAGACUGUCGUGGAGGAAAAGAAGGAAGAACCUAAAUCAAAGAAGAUAAAAACAGAAGAGGAAACCGUUAAGAAGACCGAGGUAGAGAACCCCGCAAGGAACCCGAAGAAGGAAGAGUUCAGGAAAGUAGACGAUUACUGGAACGAAAAGUUUGAUGACGAGGACGACAUUCCUUCUAAGCCGCUGGUCAAAAAGCUGCCCACUCCGCCGCCCAUCUACGUCCCGGAGACAGAAUCGGAGGAGUCCGAGGGCGAGGACCUCAUGGCCAGCCUUCUGUCGCAGUUCAUGGGGCAGAAGAAGAAACAAAAGACCUUCGAGAGUACCCCUCGAGAGCCCCGCAAAAAGUCCUUUGAUAGCCGCUCGUUAGAGCCGGAAGACGAGCCCGAGGAACAGAGCGCCGCUUUCACUGCCCAGCAAGAACCCGAGAAAAAGAAAUCCUCCGUCGAGGGGGACGCGACCGUGACGACACCCAAGAAGAAAGAACCCGAGGUAAGUGAGGAAGACGCGGCGCUGACCAUUAAACCGAAGGAGAAGAUCAAGUCGCCGCCUCCCCCGCUGGGGAAACAUGAAGUGCUCACGUCCGUCAUCAAGGAAACCGACGAAGACGCGGAAUCAAGCCCUCCUUCGCCGCCGCCUCCUCCCAAGGAAGAGCCGAAAAAGGGAACGAAAUCCAAGGCUGAUCUCGAGGAUAUGACGCCCAUGGAACGCUACUUGUAUGAGCUCUUUGGAGGGACAGUUGACGAAGAAGACGAAGCUCCGGUAGGCAAUACGGUACCUAGAUGGCGGUCCGCCUCGCCCAGGGACCUAGUUGCCACCCGCGUCAGUGGAGCGCCCCUUUCCCUGCGGCGAGGCGACCCCUGCGUCCGACGUGUGACCCGGCGCCAGCACGGGGCGUCGCAGCUCUCCUUGGUUUCUGCAUUCGAAGAUCUCGCCAAGGAAGAGGUGAGGGAGGAAAAGAUGGAGCAACAGGAGGCCGCCCAGGUUGCAGAGGAAACGAUGGUUCAGGAGACCGAGGCUAAAAAGAAGGUUGUUAAAAAGAAGGAGAUUAAGAAAGAGGAAGCGGAGGAGUUUAAAAUGCCGCAGCUGAAAAAGGUAGAAGUUAAAAAGCAGGAGGUUAAAGAAGAAGCUAAACAAGUUGAACUCAAAAAAGUUGAACUUAAAAAACAAGAAGUUAAACAGGAAUCUCAACAGGUAGAGCUUAGAACAGUAGAGACUAAACAAGAAUUUGCUUUUGGGGAAGCUCAGCAGAUGCAACUAAAAAAAGUAGCGAUUAAACAACAUGAGGCCCAUGUAGAGGAAGCUGCUUUUGGAGUGCAAUUGAAGAAAGUAGAGGCUAAGCAGGAGUUCACUUCCGGAGAAGCUCAGACAGUACAACUCAGGAAAGUUGAAGCUAGGCAGGAGGUUUCCGUUGGAGAAGCCCAGAAAAUUCAGCUUAAAAAAGUAGGAGCCAGAGAGGAGUUGUCUGUUGGAGAAGCUCAGAAAGUGGAACUCAGGAAAGUAGGCGCUAAACAAGAAAUGGCUGUAGAUGAAGCUCAGAGAGUGCAACUAAAAAAGGUUGAGCAUUUUAAACAAGAGGGAGUAGAGGAAGCUCAGAGGAUUCAGCUUAGGAAAGUUAGCGCUAAGGAAGAGAUGCUUGUAGAUGAAGCUCAGAGGGUGCAGCUAAGAAAGGUUGAGCAUACUAAACAAGAAAGCAUGGAGGAAGCUCAGCGAAUCCAACUAAAAAAAGUGGGCGCUAAGCAAGAAGUAACUGUAGAGGAAGGCCAGAGGGUGCAACUAAAAAAGGUUGAGCGAACUAAACAAGAGGGCAUAGAAGAAGCCCAGAGAGUGCAACUAAAAAAGGUUGAGCAUACUAAACAAGAGGGCAUAGAGGAAGGCCAGAGAGUGCAACUAAAAAAGGUUGAGCGAACUAAACAAGAGGCUGUAGAUGAGGCGCAGAAGAUCCAACUAAAAAAGGUUGAGCCUAAAAAGCAAGCUGCCGUAGAAAAUGCUGAGAAAGUUCAACUAAAAAAAGUAGAGCCUAAAAAGCAAGCUGUCGUAGAAGAAUCUGAGAAAGUAGAGCUGAAAAAGGUAGAGCGCAAAGUCGAGCAGACCAUCAAGGACGAACCCAAAGCCCCCAAAGAGACGGCACAGAGCGACGAACCAGAGGAAAAGACUCAGAGGAUAGACCAUCGCGAACAACAAGAGGAAUUCGAGUCUUAUGAAGAGGAGGCAAUUCAGAAGAAGCAGCAGAACCCUAAAAAACCGGAAGAUAAACCCGACUCUAAAGAAACAGCGAAAAAGCUAAACCCCAAGAACCCCAAAGAUAAACCUGAAAGUAAUCCGGGUCCUGAAAAUCCCAAGAACCCUAAAAAAAAUCCAGAAAAACCGAAAAUCGUAGAGCCCCCCAAAGCGGUAAAGCCAAUCCCACAACGAAGGAGCGGCGUUGGUGCGAUUAUUGAGUCUAACGAACUAGGUGUGACGCAAGCGAUCAGUGAACUAAACGUAGACAGUAGUGGUGUGGUGUCCCGCCGCUACACGGUCGGGAACGUAGUCGAGUACACACGCGACGGACCGAUAAAUAUAACGAUCGAGGAACUGAGCUGUGACCGACAGCAGGAGCAGGGAGACAGGGAGCCGGGGCUGACGGGGCCGGAGGACUUUCCCCAACCCGAGGGGGGCGGCGCCGGAGACUCUAACGUACGGAAAGAAACGGACAGUGAGUGGUCAUCGCCCCCCGUCUCCUCGAGACCUCCCCGCCUGAGCCUGCCCCUGGCAAGCAGGCCUUCCCUCAACAUCGUUCCUCCCCUGCAACAAAGCCCCUCCCUCCUGAGCCCCCCCGAGGAGGACCUCCCCAUGCUCUUCAUCAACAGGCGUAGGAGUAACAUCCCGCUGCCGGAAAUCUUGGAAACUCCCGAGGACGAGGACAAGGGCAUGAAGCUCUUCCUGCAGCAGCGGAGGAAGAGCCUCACCAACUGCUGGGAGGCUCCUAAGAUCGAAGUAUCGAAGGAGAAGACUCCCGAGCGCCGUGGUUCCCUGGUUCCUGGAUCUGGACCCUCUAGCAGAAGGGGAUCUCUCAUCCCCCCUGAAGAAGGAGCAGGUGGUCGCAGGCCGUCGCUCCUGAUCGCAGACGAGAGUCGCUUGAGACCAGGAGAAAUUCUAGACGAUGACCAGCGACGUCGACCGAGCAGCGAUGUCCGCCGUCCCUCGGUCCAGGACGACGAGAAGAUGGACAAGCCGAGCACGCCGCUGCGCCCCAUCGGCCAGCCCGGGCCCCCGUCCAUCGUCGACGUCCAGCAGAAGUACACAGCCGUGGAAGACCAGAACGGCUACAUUGACCUCAUUGUGGAGGGCAACCCACCACCCUCGAUCAAGUUCUUCAAGGGCUUCACCGAAAUCAAUGAAGGCGGUCGCUACAAGGUCCACACGGACGGCGAGACCAACUGCGUCACGCUGUGCAUCCGAAAGACCAAGCCCAACGACGAGGGCAGGUACAAGGUGGUGGUUUCGAACCAGCACGGAGAGGAUUCCGCUGAGAUGGACUUCUACGUCUCGGACGCCAGCGGCAUGGACUUCCGUGCCAUGUUGAAGAAGAAGAAGUACGCCAAGUGGAAGAAAGACAACGAGGACCCAGACUGGGGCGACCUCAAGGAGACCGAGAAGGAGCAGAAGCCUCAGCUCCGCAAGGUCGAAAGGAAGGUCGAGUCUUGGGUCAAGCCCCUGGUUGACCUCACCGUCAAGGAGGGCAAGGACAAGACCGCCAAGUUCGAGGGCGAGUUCUCCAAGAAGGACUCAAAGGCCAAGUGGUUCUUCAAGAAGGAUGAAUUGUUCCCCGGCUCCAAGUACAAGUUCAAGGCUGAGGGCUGCGUGCACGGCAUCACGAUCAGCCGGCCCACCAUGGACGAUAUGGGCAAAUAUACCGUGGAGUGCAUGGGCAUCUCCUGCUCGGCUAUCCUCACCGUGCAGGAACCCGACCCCGACUUCAAGUUCACGAAGCCUCUGCCGAAGAAGUCCUCGAGCUACACCGGCAAGGACGCCGUUCUUGAGGCUGUCGUCAACUCCCACAAGGCCAUCGUCCACUGGUACAGGGGAGACCAGAAAAUUGAGGAAAACGACAAAUACGAGACGUACAAGGACAUGACUGGCACGGUGCGUCUGACCAUCAAGAAGGCCUCCAAGAAGGACAAGGGCAAAUACACAGCCAAGAUCUUCAAGGUUGAGAAGGAGUCCUGCGAGUGCAACCUCAACAUUGUCGAUCAACCGUUCAAGUUCACAAAGCAGCUGAGGUCGAUGACCGUGACCGAGAACAACAAGGUCGUCCUGGAGUGCGAGGUCGACGAGGCUGAAGCUACCGUCGAGUGGUUCGCCGGCGAGAAGAAGCUCGAGUCCGACUCAGGAUACAAACCCGACCCCGACUUCAAGUUCACGAAGCCUCUGCCGAAGAAGUCCUCGAGCUACACCGGCAAGGACGCCGUUCUUGAGGCUGUCGUCAACUCCCACAAGGCCAUCGUCCACUGGUACAGGGGAGACCAGAAAAUUGAGGAAAACGACAAAUACGAGACGUACAAGGACAUGACUGGCACGGUGCGUCUGACCAUCAAGAAGGCCUCCAAGAAGGACAAGGGCAAAUACACAGCCAAGAUCUUCAAGGUUGAGAAGGAGUCCUGCGAGUGCAACCUCAACAUUGUCGAUCAACCGUUCAAGUUCACAAAGCAGCUGAGGUCGAUGACCGUGACCGAGAACAACAAGGUCGUCCUGGAGUGCGAGGUCGACGAGGCUGAAGCUACCGUCGAGUGGUUCGCCGGCGAGAAGAAGCUCGAGUCCGACUCAGGCGCCAAGAUCAUGAAGGACGGCAGGAAGAGGCAGCUGGUCUUCAAGAGCAUCCAGAUGUCCAAUGCUGGCUUCUACACCUGUAAGACGAACGCUGACGAGACGACGUGCGAAGUCAUCGUUCAGUAUGAAAACAAGUUCAAGAAGAAGCUGCAGGACGUGACCUCGUUCGAGCGCCAGCCCGCCCACUUCGAGUGCGAGCUGGUCGACCCGAACGCCCCGAUCCAGUGGUUCGUGAACGGCAAGGAGGUCGAGAACUCGGAUAUCUUCGAAAUCAAGAAGGACCGCGGAAUCCACAGACUCAUCAUCAAGGAAUGCGCCGGCGAACACGAAGGCGAAAUCAAGGUGGUCUGCGGGUCUCUGGAGUGCUCGUGCCAGCUGAGCGUGGGCGAGGGCGAGAAGCCACCCAGCAUCAAGCCCGAAGAACCCAUCGAAGGCCCCGUCACCAAGCCUCUGGUCUUCGACGUUCCUUACACAGUGCCCGGCGCAAGGAUCUCUAAGGUCGACGCCAAGCUGCUGAGGGGAGGCAAGCCCAUCCCCAUGAAGGAAGUCGAGGUCAAUAUUCAGGAUAAGAAGGUCACCUACACCAUCAAGAAGCCCUCUAGGGACCAGUCCGGCAAGUACACCAUCAAGAUGUCCAACAAGGCUGGCGAGAGCAGCAAGGAGGUCAAGAUCAACAUGCAGGACCGCCCGAGCCCGCCCACGGAGAUCGAGGUGUCGGAGGUCUUCAGCACCUCCUGCGUGCUGACCUUCAAGCCCCCCAAGGACGACGGUGGAAUGGCUCUCACCUACUACACGGUGGAGCGCCAGGACUUCUCCGUCAAGGCGUCACAUCCGCAUAUCUGGGAACGAACAGGAGGAUGGGCCCAGGUCACGGAGAUCCCCGCCGACGAGCCCCUCCGCUUCAAGAUGGAGGACCUCGAGAACAAGAAGCAGUACAAGUUCCGAGUCACCGCCAGCAACAAGCUCGGAGCUUCGGAUCCUGCCGUUUACCCGAAGGUCGUCUUGGCGAAGGAUCCUUGGGAUGAACCCGGCAAGAUCAUGCACGUUGAGGUGAAUGACUGGGGUCCCGAGCACGCCGACCUGCGCUGGUCGAAGCCCGAGACCGACGGUGGCUCGCCCAUCACAGGCUACGUCAUCGAGUUCAGGGACCGCUUCAGCGACUGGAGCAAGGGUAUCGAGAUCCAGGGCGACGUGACGGAGGGCACCAUUCCCAACCUGAAGGAGGGUAACCAGUAUGAGUUCCGUGUCAGGGCUGUCAACAAGGCAGGUCCCGGUGAACCCUCUGACCCAACCAAGCCUAUUCAGGCUAAGAACCGCUUCGUGAAGCCCUACGUCAAGAACAAGGAGGAGUUCAAGAACAUCGUGAUCAAGAAGAGCCAGCUGUUCAAGCUUGAUAUCAAGUACGGUGGUGAACCCGAGCCGAAGGCCAUCUGGAAGAAGGACGACAAGGAGGUCAUCCCCGACGAGGAGGAAAGGAUCACCAUCGAGCAGUAUGAGCGCAACACCGUCUUCACGCUGAGGAAGGGCGUCCGCUCCGAUACCGCCAAGUACAAGCUGUGCCUCUCGAACUCCGUCGGCGAGUGCGAGGAAGUGGCUGACGUCGUUGUCCUCGCCAAGCCCAACCGCCCCGAGGGACCACUCUUCCCUGAGGAGAUCCGCGCUGACCACGUCAAGCUCAAGUGGAAGAAGCCCAAGGAUGAUGGUGGUCUUCCCAUCGAGGGUUAUGUCAUCGAGAAGAUGGACAUGGACACCGGCACAUGGGUUCCUGCUGGAGAGAUCGGCCCCGAGAAGGAGGAGUUCACAGUGGACGGCCUGACUCCGAAGAAGAAGUACAAGUUCCGCGUGAAGGCCGUGAACAAGGAGGGCGAGUCUGAGCCCCUCGAGAACGAUGAGCCCAUCACGGCUCGCAACCCCUACGAUGAGCCAAGCAGGCCCGGCAAGCCCGAGAUCAUCGACUACGACAACAAGUCGGUGCAACUCCGGUGGACUCCCCCCGAGAAGGACGGCGGCCGCCCCAUCACCCACUACCACGUGGAGAUGAAGGACAAGCUCUCCGUAGAAUGGAAGGAGGUUCUGCAGACGCCGGACACCAAGUGCGAGUGCACGGUGCCAGACCUGAAGGAAGGCACCAUCUACAGCUUCCGUGUCCGUGCUGCCAACAAGGCUGGUGUCGGUGAGGCCUCCGAGCCCACCGAGAACCACCUGUGCAAGCACAAGAACUUGAAGCCGCGCAUCGACCGCACCAACUUCAAGUCGGUGACCAUCAAGGUGGGCCGCAGCCACAAGUGGGCGGUGGACUACAUCGGUGAGCCUGAACCAGAGGUGGAAUGGAUCUACAAGGACACCGUCCUGUCCAACAGCGACAAGAUCCAUAUCGAGAACACCGACCACCACACCGAGUUCUCCAUCUCCAAUGCCCAGAGGAAGGACGCCGGUCUCUACACCCUCAAGAUCGAGAACCGCAACGGCAAGGACCAGGAGACGGUCGAGCUCGUUGUUCUCGGUCGCCCCACCAAGCCCAAGGGUCCGCUGGACGUGUCCAACGUGCACGACACCGGCUGCCGCCUGAAGUGGGAGAAGCCUGAGGAUGACGGAGGAAUGCCGAUCAAGGAGUACGAGAUCGAGAAGAUGGAUCUGGCUACUGGCAAGUGGGUCAGAUGCGGCAAGUGCCCCGGAGCCACCGCGCCGCCGCACUUCAACGUCGAGGGCCUCGAACCCGGCCACCAGUACAAGUUCCGCGUCACCGCCGUCAACGACGAAGGCGACUCCGAGCCCCUGGAGGCCGACCAGGCUAUCCUCGCCAAGAAUCCUUACGAUGUUCCCUCGGCUCCUGGACGCCCCGAGAUCACGGACUACGACAAUAAGUCCGUCGACCUCAAGUGGACCGUGCCAGAAUCCGACGGCGGCGCUCCCAUCAUCAAGUACAUCGUACAGAAGAAGGAUAAGUUCAUGCCCGACUGGGAGGCAGCUGCUGAGGUGAAGAUGGACGUGUGCCAGCCCCUCAAGCCUGGCAUGCCCGUCGAGACCAAGGUGGGCGGCCUCAAGUACCGCGCGGAGUACCAGUUCAGGGUCAUUGCUGUCAACAAGGCCGGCAAUUCCCCCGAGUCUGAGCCAACGGAUCACCAUCUGGUCAAGCACAAGGCCCUGAAGCCACGCAUUGACCGCACCAACCUGAAGCAGACCACCACCAAGGCCACUCGCAAUGUCAAGUUCGACGUUAACAUCGAGGGUGAGCCUGUCCCCACCGUCAAAUGGUACUACGAGGGCAAAGAGAUCACCGACCAGAACAUCGAGAUCGUGAACGUGGACUACAACAGCAAGUUCAGCAUGGUGGACGCCAAGAGGAAGCAGACCGGAAUGUACAAGAUUGUUGCCGAGAACAUUCACGGCAAAGACGAGGUCGAAGUCGAGAUCGUCAUCUUGUCUGGUCCUGGAAAACCCAAGGGUCCACUCAAGGUCUCGGAUGUGACCAAGAAGGGCUGCAAGCUCAAGUGGGACAAACCCGACGACGACGGCGGCAAGCCCAUCCAGGAAUACCUGGUUGAGAAGCAGGACCCUAACACUGGUCGCUGGGUCCCCGUCGGACGCACAAAGGACCUGGAGAUGGACGUGCCCGGCCUGCAGGAGGGCAAGGAAUACAUGUUCCGCGUGAAGGCCGUCAACGACGAAGGCGAGUCCGAGCCCCUGGAGACCGACCACGCCAUCCUUGCCAAGGACCCCUAUGGUCCCCCUGGCAAACCCGGCAUCCCUGACAUCGUGGACUGGGACGUGGACCGCGUCGACCUCAAGUGGGAAGCUCCCAAGGACACCGGUGGCGCCCCCAUCACCAAGUACAUCAUCGAGAAGAAGGAGAAGUAUGGAACUUGGGAAACCAUUCAUGAGUCGGAGGGUCCGAAGACCGAGUGCCGUGUCCCUGGCCUGACCGAGGGCAAGACCUACCAGUUCCGAGUCACAGCUGUUAACAAGGCUGGUCCUGGCGAACCGUCCGAUCCUACCAAGCCUCACCUUGCUAAGGCCAGAUUCCUGAAGCCUAUCAUCAACCGUGAGAAGUGCAAGAGGAUCGUGGUCCGCGCAAGCCAGAAGGUGUUCCUCGAGGUCGACGUCAAGGGUGAACCUCCUCCGGAGAUCUGGUGGACACUCAACAAGAAGAAGGUAGAGUCUGGCGCGAACUACAUCGUGCAGUCUGAAGACUACCUCACCAAGAUCACCAUCAAUGACGCCGAGAGGAAGCACACCGGCAUGUACCACAUCCACGCCAAGAACGACUCUGGUUCUGACGAGGCGGAGGUCGAGAUUGUCGUGCUGGAUCGCCCUUCAAGGCCUGAAGGCCCGCUGGAAAUCUCCGACGUACACAAGGAAGGAUGCAAGCUUAAGUGGAAGCCUCCUAAGGACGACGGCGGCCUGCCCAUUGACGGCUACGUUGUCGAGAAGAUGGACGUGACCACAGGCCGAUGGAUGCCGUGCGCGCGUGUGGACGGCGACACGACGGACGCCGAGGUGACCGGCCUGGAGCCCGGCAAGAAGUACGAGUUCCGCGUGCGCGCCCACAACGAGGAGGGCGACUCCGACCCCCUGGACGGCGACCGCGCUAUCGUCGCCAAGGAUCCCUUCGACAAGCCAGGACCUCCCGGCCUGCCGGAGAUCGUCGACUUUGACGAGAACAGCGUGAAGCUGAAGUGGGAUCCUCCCAUCAGGGACGGCGGCGCUGAGAUCACCGGCUACAUCCUGGAGAUGAAGCCUAAGGACUCAGACCACUUCGUGGAGUGCGGCAAGAUCCAGGGCAACGUGUGCACGGGCCCCGUCAAGGGCCUGACGGAAGGCGAGAAGUACGAGUUCCGCGUCAAGGCCGUCAACAAGGCCGGCGUCGGCGAGCCCUCGGACUCCACCCUCCCGCACACCGCUCGCGCUCGCUUCCGCAAGCCGCGCAUCGACCGCACCAACGUGAAGGACGUCGUGAUCAAGACGGGUCAGCAGUACCUGUACGACAUCGACGUCAGCGGCGAACCAAAGCCCACUAACGUCUGGACUUUCAACAACAAGCCCUUGCAUUCUUUCCCCGAACAGGAGGUGCUGACGAAGGACACGAUGCGCGUGGACUCUACGGGCAACAACACCAAGCUGGUCAUCAUGAAGGCGCAGAGGAGCAUGAACGGCAAGUACAUUCUCACCGCCAAGAACAAGCACGGCGAGGACUCCGUCGAGAUCAACCUCACAGUCCUCGGACCGCCAAGCAAGCCCAUGGGCCCUCUGGAGGUCACCGACGUCAAGGCCAACGGCUGCAAGCUCAAGUGGAAGAAGCCGGAGGAUGACGGCGGAAUGCCCAUCGACCACUACGAGAUCGAGAAGCUCGACCCGCUCACCGGCCAAUGGAUGCCGUGCGGCGAGUCUAAGGUGCCCGAGUACGACGUCACGGGGCUCCAGGAGGGAAAGAAGUACAAGUUCCGCGUGAAGGCCGUGAACGCCGAGGGCGAGUCCGAGCCUCUGGAGGCUGACCAGGCCAUCAUCGCCAAGAAUCCCUUCGAUCCUCCAAGCAAGCCCGGCAAGCCCAAGGCAACCAACUGGGACCGUGACUUCGUGGAGCUGGAGUGGACGAAGCCCAAGUCCGACGGCGGCGCCGACAUCACCAAGUACACCAUCGAGAAGCGUGAUGUGUCCGGCCGCGGCUGGACCGAGUGCGGCAGCGGCCCCGGCGACCGCCUCAAGAUCAAGAUCAUCGACGUGGAGCCCGACCACGAGUACCAGUUCCGCGUCAUCGCCCACAACAAGGCCGGCCCCUCCGAGCCCUCCGACCCCUCGGACAACGUCAUCUGCAAGCCCAGAUUCCUGGCGCCGCGCAUCGACCGCAAGUCCCUGGGCCGCAAGACGAUCCGCUCGGGGAUAACCUUCAAGAACGAGACGACCGUGACCGGCGAGCCCGACCCCACCAUCAAGUGGUCGUUCAAGGGCGAGCCCAUCAAGAACGAGCGGCUGACCAUCCAGAGCGAGGAGCAUCUGACCACCAUGAUCCUGAGGAAGGCCAAGCGCUCCGACACGGGCAUCUACACCAUCUUCGCCAAGAACGACUCAGGCACCGACGAGGCCGAGCUCGACCUGAUCGUCAUCGGGCGUCCGGGCAAGCCCAAGGGCCCGCUGAAGGUGUCCGACGUGACCGCCGAGUCCGUGAAGCUCAAGUGGGAGCCUCCGGAGGACGACGGCGGCGAGCCCAUCGACCACUACGUGGUGGAGCGCAUGGACACCGAGACGGGCCGCUGGGUGCCGGUCACCGAGUCCAAGAGCCCCGAGGCUGAGGUUCCCGGGCUGACUGAGGGCAAGGAGUACCAGUUCAGGGUCAGGGCCGUCAACUCCGAGGGCGAGUCCGAGCCCCUCGAGACCGAGACGCCCACCAAGGCCAAGAAUCCCUUCGAUCCUCCCAGCAAGCCCGGCAAGCCCGAGGUGAAGGACUACGACCGGACGUGGUGCGAGCUCAAGUGGAAGGCCCCCGACAGCGACGGCGGCGCCCCCAUCACCCACUACAUCAUCGAGAGGAAGGACAAGUUCUCCUCCAAGUGGGUCAAGCACUGCGACACCAAGAGCAGCAAGACCGAGUUCAAGGUGGAGGACCUCACUGAAGGUCAGACCUACCAGUUCCGCGUCAAGGCUGUCAACAAGGCCGGCCAGAGCAAACCUUCAGAUCCUUCUGAUAACUUUACUGCUAAGGCCAAGUUCCUUGCCCCCGUGAUCGACCGCUCCAACCUGGACGACAUCCGCGUGCGCGCCGGCCAGAUGAUUAAGUUCGACGCCCGCGUGACCGGCGAGCCCGUCCCCAAGAAGACGUGGUUCAUCAACAAGGCCCGCCAGGAGGGCGACAAGGACGGCAUCAAGAUCGACGAGGAGGACCACCGCACCAAGCUGGUCAUCCCGUCUUGCACUCGCGCCCACAAUGGCACCUUCGUCAUCAAGGCUGAGAACACGGCCGGCAAGGACGAGGUCACCAUUGAAGUCAUCGUUCUUGACAAGCCCGGCAAGCCAGAGGGACCACUCAAGGUGUCCGACGUCCACAAGGAGGGAUGCACACUCAGGUGGAAGGAGCCUCUGGACGACGGCGGCGCCCCCAUUGAGCAGUACAUCGUAGAGAAGCUGGACACCGAGACCGGCCGCUGGGUCCCAGCAGGCAGGUCCCGCGAGCCCAACAUGGUGGUCGAGAACCUGGAGCCGAACCACGAGUACAAGUUCCGCGUGUCGGCCAUCAACAGCGAGGGCGAGUCCGAGCCUCUGGAGGGCCUGGACACCAUCAUCGCCAAGAACCCCUUCGAUCCCCCAGAUCCCCCAGGCAAGCCUGAGCCCACCGACUGGGACAAGGACUUCGUCGAGCUCAAGUGGACCAAGCCGGCCAAGGACAACGGCGCCCCCAUCACGGGCUACAUCAUCGAGAAGCGCGACGAGGCUUCCGGCAAGUGGAUCAAGGCGGCCGAGGUCAGGGGUCAGGAGCCUAAGGGCCGCGUCAACAACCUGGACGAGGGCGAGACCUACGAGUUCCGCGUCCGGGCUGUCAAUGAGGCUGGCCCAUCAGACCCAUCUGAGCCUAGCAAGCCCGUUACUUGCAAGCCUAGAAAGUUGGCUCCUAAGAUCGACCGCCGCAACCUCCGCGACCUGACCGUCCGCGAGGGAGAGCCCAUCCUCAUCGACGUGAAGGUGAUUGGUGAGCCCGUUCCUGAGACCGAAUGGUUCCUUGGCAAGAAGUCCGUCAAGGAGACCAACACCAUCUCCAUCAAGAACGUUCCUUACAACACCAAAUACAUCAACGAUGAGCCUCUCCGCAAGCACUCUGGCGUGUACAAGAUCGUGGCCACUAACCAGCACGGCCGCGAUGAGGCUGAAAUCAGCAUCACUGUUAUCUCCAAGCCUGGCAAGCCCGAAGGACCUCUUGAGGUUUCCGGCAUCCACAAGGAAGGAUGCAAGCUCAACUGGAAGCCACCCAAGGACGACGGCGGCGUGCCCGUCGAGGGCUACAUCGUCGAGAAGUUCGACCCUGACAUGGGCUUGUGGCUGCCAGUGGGCAAGUCCAGUAACCCUGAGAUGGAGGUGACUGACCUCACUCCCGGGCACGAGUACGAGUUCCGCGUGAAGGCCUUCAACAAGGAGGGCGAAUCCGAACCGCUGGUGACGCUCUCGCCCAUCACGGCCAAGGACCCCUUCACUGUUCCUGGCAGGCCCGGAGCUCCUUCGGCCACGGACUGGGACGCCACGCGCAUCGACAUCAAGUGGAGCGAACCCAUUGAUGAUGGUGGCUCUCCCAUCACUCACUAUAUUGUUGAGAAGAGGGAUAAGUACACCAAUCUGUGGGAAAAGGCUGGUGAGUCCGACGGCCCCGAAUGCAAGGCCUCUAUCACCAACCUGACGGAAGGCAUGGAGUACCAGUUCCGCGCCAUCGCCGUCAACCGCGCCGGACCCGGAGAGCCUGGCGACCCGAGCAAGACCAUCACUGCCAAGGCCAGAUUCGUUCCUCCGAGGAUCGACCGCAAGAACCUGCGCGACAUCACCGUGUCCGCGGGCUCCAUGAUCAAGUACGACUGCGACAUCUCCGGCGAGCCUCCUCCGUCCGUUACCUGGACCUUCGAUAACCGCAAGCUGGACUCCAACCGCCACGUCAACAUCACCAACGUGGACUACAACUCCAAGCUGGUGAUCCGUGAGGCGGUGCGCGAUGACACCGGCGAGUACACCAUCCAGCCCGGCGCGCCCAUGGGUCCGCUCAGGGUGUCCGAGGUGUAUGCCGAGGGCUGCAAGCUCACCUGGAACCCUCCUGCCGACGACGGAGGCUGCCCCAUCGAUCACUACGUGGUUGAGAAGAUGGACGAGGCCACCGGACGCUGGAUGCCCGCCGGCGAGACUGACGGCAAGGAAACCAACUUCGAUGUCGAGGACCUGACACCCGGUCAUAGGUACAAGUUCAGGGUCAAGGCUGUCAACCGUUUGGGAACCUCCGAUCCUCUCACCACUCAGCAGGCUAUCGAAGCUAAGAAUCCAUUCGACCCACCGAGCGCACCCAAGGAUCUCAAGAUCGUGGACUUCGACUGCGACUUCGUGGACCUCGAAUGGAAAAAGCCCGACACCGACGGAGGUUCUCCCAUCUCCAGCUAUAUCAUCGAGAAGAGGGACCGUUACAACCCACUGUGGGACAAGUGCGCCACCGUGGAAGGCGAUGCGUGCCGCGCCCACGUGCCCGGCCUGAUGGAGGGCAACGUGUACGAGUUCCGCGUCAUAGCUGUGAACAAGGCAGGCCCCGGAGACCCCUCCGAGCCCACCAAGCCCCACGUUGCUCGGCCUAAGAAUCUUCCUCCUCGCAUUGACCGCAAUGCCAUGGUGGAUGUGAAGAUCAAGGCAGGUGAGAACCUGAACUUGCACGUGCCGGUGGUCGGCGAGCCUCCCGCGACCAAGCAAUGGCGGGUCAAGGACAGCGACCUCUACCCCAACGACCGCCUCUCCAUUAUCAACGACGACUAUUCAACCACCAUCAAGAUCAUCGACUGCAAGCGCUCCGACACAGGCGCGUUCACCCUCAACGCCCGCAACAAGAACGGCGAGGACACCUGCACUGUCAACAUCACAGUGCUGGACGUCCCCGGCAUUCCCGAGGGCCCCAUCAAGUACAGCAACGUUAAUCGCAACGGCUGUACUCUCACCUGGAAGCCGCCCAAGGACGAUGGCGGCUCCGAGAUCCUGCACUACGCAGUCGAGAAGAUGGACCUGGACACUUGCCGCUGGGUGCCCUGCGGCGAUGUCAAGGGCACGAGCCUGCAGGUAGACAACCUCAUCGAGGGCCACGAGUACAAGUUCCGCGUGGCGGCCGUCAACCGCCAGGGCGACGGUCCUCCCCUCACAGCCCUGGACACCGUCGUCGCCAAGGACCCCUACACCAAGCCCGGCAAACCCGGCACUCCCGAGAUCAUGGACUGGGACAAGGACCGCGUCGACCUCCAAUGGACCGACCCCCGCUCCGACGGAGGCGCCCCCAUCACCGACUACAUCAUCGAGAAGAGGAAGCGCUACGGCCCUUGGGAGAAGGCGGCCGAGAUUCCCGCCAAGCACGGCCCCAAGGCCUCCAUUCCCGACCUCACCGAGGGCGAGGAAUAUCAGUUCCGCGUCAUCGCGGUUAACAAGGCCGGCAACUCCGACCCCUCGGACGCCUCCCAGCCCGUGGUGUGCAAGGCCCGCUUCGAAAAGCCCGCCAUCGAUACCAAGGACCUGGGCGACCUGGUCCUCAAGGUUAACACUCGCCUUAACUACACCGUGCCCAUCCGCGGCGCCCCCAGGCCCAAGGUGUCCUGGAGCGUCGAUGGAAAGGUUCUGGAGGAGUCCGAGCGCGUCGACAUGCAGACCUAUGGCAAGCAGACCAUUCUGGACAUUGCCUUCGCUCAGCGCACAGACAGCGGUCGCUACACCCUGACCCUGGAGAACGAACUGGGCAAGGUGUCCGCCUCGGGCACCGUCAUCGUGCUCGACAAGCCUUCUCGUCCCGAGGGCCCUCUGAUCGUGUCCGAUGUGACCCGAGAGAGCUGCAAGGUCUCAUUCAAGACCCCGCUCGACGACGGCGGCUCGCCCAUCCUCCACUACCUGGUGGAGAAGAUGGACGUGUCCCGAGGCACCUGGACGGAGGCUGCCGAGGUGUCUGGUCUUCAGGCUGAUGUCCACGGCCUCGUGCACAUGAAGGAGUACCACUUCCGCGUCAAGGCUGUCAAUACCAUUGGCGAGUCUGAGCCUCUUUGCACUGACAAGAGCAUCAUUGCAAAGAAUGCUCAAGACGAGCCCAGCCCGCCCGGCCGCCCCAACGUGGUUGACUGGGACAGGGACCACGUCGACCUGGAAUGGACUCCGCCCAGCAACGACGGCGGCGCUCCCAUCACCGGAUACAUAAUCCAGAAGAAGGAGCGCGGAUCGCCUUACUGGCAGACGGCAGCGCGCCUGAGUGGCCCAGAGACCAAGGGCACCGUGCCCAACCUGAUGGAGGGACAGGAAUACGAAUUCCGUAUCAUCGCCGUCAACAAGGUCGGCAACUCUGAGCCCUCUGAGCCUUCAGACUCCGUCAUCUGCAAGCCUAGGCAUCUGGCACCCAAGAUCCUCGGCCCGCUCUACGACGUGCGCAUCAAGGCCGGCCAGGUCCUCCACAUCGACGUGGACUACAUCGGCGAGCCUUCGCCCGACGUCUUCUGGUUCAAUGAUGACAAGGAAGUCAACUCCGACAUCAGGACGACCAUCACUGCCAUCAACAACCACAGCGUCCUGCACUCCGUCAACACCGUCCGGGCGGACUCCGGCGAGUACCGUAUCCGCGUCAAGAACGAGAGCGGACAGGACGAAGCCACCAUCAAUGUGGUCGUCAUGGACACGCCAGGACCUCCCGAAGGACCCCUGGUGUACGAGGAAGUCCAGGCCAACAGCGUCGUCAUGUCAUGGAAGCCUCCUCUUGACAAUGGCGGCAGCCCUAUCACUGGCUAUGUGAUCGAGAAGCGCGACCUCGACCACGGCGGCGGCUGGGUCCCUGCCGUGAGCUGGGUUGACCCCAAGAACACCCACGCCACCGUGCCGCGCCUCCUGGAGGGCACCACCUACGAGUUCCGUGUCAUGGCGGAGAACAUGCAGGGCCGCGGCGAGCCUCUGGCAAGCGACAAGCCUGUCACCGCCAAGGCUUCUGCUGACGUUCCUGGCCGUCCCGGACGCCCCAACUGCGUGGACUCCGACAAGGACUUCAUCAAGAUCAGCUGGACUCCUCCUCGUUCCACCGGUGGCUCCCCCAUCACCGGCUACGACGUCGAGCGUUGCAGCAUCCACGCCGGCCGCUGGAAGAAGGUCAGCCGCGACAACGUGCGUGGAACGGAAUUCACCGACGAGACUGUCAACGAGGGCGAGCAGUACCAGUACCGCGUCAUCGCCAACAACAAGAUGGGAGCGUCCAUGCCCUCCGAGCCCUCGCACCCCAUCGCCGCCAAGCCCAUGCGCGAGGCGCCCAAGCUGUACCUGGACGGCCUGCUGGGCAAGAAGCUCAAGGUGCGCGCCGGCGAGCCCAUCGACAUCAAGAUCCCGAUGUCGGGCGCCCCGCAGCCCUCUUGCGAAUGGGCCAAGAACAAGAAGAAGAUCGAGCCCAGCAAGAGGACCUCGCUGGAGACCACGAACGACCACUGCCGUCUGUUCGUGGACAAGUCCCGACGCGAGGACUCCGGCCCGUACACCAUCACGGCCGAAAACGCCUACGGCAAGGACUCGGCCGACAUCGAGGUCAUCGUCGUGGACAAGCCCAGCCCUCCCAUCGGGCCACUCACGCCCACGGAGAUCACCGCCCACACCGUGUCCCUCACGUGGAAGCCCCCGCAGGAUAACGGCGGCUCCGAGAUCACCGGCUACGUCAUUGAGAAGACCGAAGCCAACUACAACAUGUGGAAGGUCGUGCCCGGGUACUGCCCCAAGUGCAACUUCACGGUCAAGGGCCUGGAGGAGGGCAAGAAGUACCGCUUCCGCGUCCGCGCCGAGAACAUGUACGGCGUGUCGGAGCCUCUGGAGGGCAAGCCGGUGGAGGCCAAGAACCCCUUCGACCCGCCGGACGCGCCCGAGCGCCCCGACAUCCUCGGCUACAGCCCGUCCACCUGCACCCUCGAAUGGAAGCCGCCCGCGGACAACGGAGGACGUCCCGUUACCGGCUACAUCAUCGAGAAGCGCGAGCGCGGUGGCGAAUGGAUAAGGGUGAACCACUACCCGACACCCAACACGGAGUACACCGUGCAGGGCCUGACGGAGGGAAGCCGCUACGACUUCCGCAUCAUCGCCGUCAACGAGGCCGGCCCCGGCAAGCCUAGCAAGCCUUCCAACUCCAUCGUGGCGAAGGUCCAGAAGUACCUGCCCGGGCCGCCCGACGCGCCCAAGCCGGACCGCAUCGGCCGCAACUGCGUGACCCUCUCGUGGCGUCCGCCCAGCCAGGACGGCGGCUCCAAGAUCAGGGGCUACCUGCUCGAGUACAAGAAGAAGGACGAGGAGGAAUGGACUCAGGACAACAACCUGCCUCACCCCGACACCAACUAUACUGUGCUCAACCUGACGGAGCUGCAGGAGUACGUGUUCCGCGUGAUCGCCGUCAACGACGUGGGUAACUCGGCCCCGUCGCGCCCGUCCGCGCCCAUCAAGAUCGAGGAGCAGGCCAACAAGCCUCGCAUCGACCUCAGCGGCAUCCGCGACAUCGUUGUUCGCGCCGGCGAGGACUUCUCCAUCCACGUCCCGUACACCGGCUUCCCGAAACCGACGUCCAUCUGGUACCACGACGACGAGGAGAUGAACAUCGAGGGCGACACACGCAUCCACGAGAAGCUCACCGACGACUAUUGCGCCAUGAUCGUCACGAACUCGAAGCGCACGGACAGCGGGCCGUACAAGCUCCGCCUCCAGAACCCGUCCGGAUUCGACUCCGUGAACGUGAACGUGCGCGUCCUGGACCGGCCCGCGCCGCCCGAGAACCUUCGCGCCGACGAGUUCAACGGCGACGCCCUCACCCUCUUCUGGAAUCCUCCCAAGGACAACGGCGGAGGAGAGAUCACCAACUACGUGGUGGAGAAGCGCGAGGGCCGCGGCAACUGGGUGAAGGUCAGCAGCUACGUGACGGCGCCCUUCCUCCGCAUCCGCAAUCUCACGGUCAACCAGGACUACGAGUUCCGUGUGAUGGCUGAGAACCAGUACGGCACCUCCGACCCCUGCACGUCGCCGACGCCCAUCAAGGCCAGGCAUCCAUUCGAUCCCCCGGGCGCCCCAGGAGCUCCUCGCGGCCUGGAGUCCACCGAGGACUCGAUCACCAUCAGCUGGAUCAAGCCCCGCCACGACGGCGGCGCCUACAUCCAGGGCUACAACGUGGAGAAGCGCGUCGUGGGCGAGAGCAUCUGGAGCAAGGCCAACCACGCCCUCAUCAAGGACACCACGUACCGCGUGAUCAACCUCAUCGAGCACCAGGAGUAUGAGUUCCGUGCCGCCGCCGUCAACGCCGCCGGCCAGGGCCCCUGGAGCGACCCCAGCGAGAACAUCAAGUGCAUCAGCUUCCGUGCUCCUAAGAUCACAUCUGACCUCAGCAUCCGUGACAUGACUGUGAUUGCCGGCGAGGAGUUCACGAUCACCGUGCCGUUCAUCGCCUCGCCGCAGCCCAAGGUGCAGUGGUGGAUCGGCCCCAACGAAGUCAUCCCCGACGAGAGGGUCCACUUCCAGAUGGACACAGGUUCUUCCUCCACUAUCUUUGUCAACAAGAGUGCCAAGCGCUCUGACAUUGGCAAGUAUACUGUGAAGCUGACCAACACCGAGGGCGCUGACUCCGGCUCCUGCAAGGUCAACGUGGUGGACAGGCCAUCGCCUCCUCAGGGUCCUCUCGAGGUCUCGGACAUCACGCCGGACACCUGCUCCCUGGCGUGGCGUCCUCCGAUGGACGACGGCGGCUCGCCCGUCACCAACUACCAGGUGGAGCGCCUCGACCCGCACUCAGGCAUUUGGGUCAAGGUCUCGGCCUUCGUCCGCAACUGCCAUUACGACGUGAUGGGACUGGAACCAAACAAGCAGUACAUGUUCCGCAUCCGCGCGGAGAACCAGUACGGCCUCUCCGAUCCCUUGGAGACCACGGACCCCAUCACGGCCAAGUUCCCCUUCACUGUGCCGGAUCCUCCUGGCCGCCCCAACAUUCUGGAUCACGAUGUCAACUCUGCUGUCCUGACCUGGGAUCGCCCGACCUCCGACGGCGGCGCCAAGAUCCAGGGCUACAAGGUGGAGUACCGCGAUGUCACAGACACCAACUGGUCCGCAGCCAACGACUUCCUGGUUAAGGAGAACACUUACACUGUGCAUUCUCUCCUCGUCAACCACGAGUACGAGUUCCGCGUGAAGGCCAUGAAUGCCGCAGGAUACAGCAAGUACUCGCCGCCGAGCAAGAAGAUCAAGAUGAAGGGUAAGUACUCCGUCCCGUCACCACCAGGCACUCCUGUGGUCACCAAGAUCGGCAAGAACUACGUGGAUCUCACCUGGACCGUGCCGGAGAGCGACGGUGGAUCGCGUAUCACUGGCUACAUGAUCGAGAAGCGUGAGAUUGGUAGCAUCUGGAUGAAGUGCAACGACUACAAUGUGGUCGACACUCAGUACACUGUCACCAACCUCACCGAAGGCAGCGACGUCGAAUUCCGCGUCUACGCCAUCAACGCUGCUGGCAAGUCUGACCCGUCACAGAGCGGCCCGCCCGUCAAGAUCCGCGAGGCAGCUCCUGGAGAGAAGCCGUUCUUCAUCAAGAACUUGCACAACACCGCCGUCGCCCUGCACAAGUCCAUCACCCUGGAGUGCGAGGCUGAGGGCAAGCCGACGCCAAAGGCUCGCUGGCUGAGGAACGGUCGCGAGGUCACCCUCGGAGGCCGCAUCAGCGCCGAGGACAAGGACGGAAAGUUCAGGCUCAUCAUCUCCGACAUGUGGGAGGUCGAUGAGGGCGACUACGCCUGCGUGGCCGCCAACGACGCCGGCCAAGCCACCACCAUCGCCCACGUCAAGAUCGGCAACCCGCCGCGCAUUACGCAGAUGCACGAUUCCCUGUACCUGCCUGAGGGAGACAACACCAAGAUCAAGAUCUACUUCAGCGGAGAUCUGCCUCUCGAUGUCAGUCUUACCCACAACGGCGAGCCCAUGCAGGAAUCGCAGCGCCUCAAAUUCACUGUCUUUGAUGAAUUCAUCAUCAUUUUCAUCAGAGAAGUUGUUAAGGAGGAUGCUGGUCAGUACACACUCACAGUUAAGAAUGACUCUGGCAUUGUUCAGGGCAACUUCACUGUGUACAUCACUGGCGUACCUGGCGCUCCAUCUGCUCCUCUGGACGUCACUGACAUCAGCCGCCACAUGUGCAGCCUGUCAUGGCGCCCACCAGUCUACGACGGCGGCCUGCCCAUCACACACUACGUGGUUGAGCGCAAGGACAUCACAUACAACAACUGGAUCACGAUCAACUCCUUCUGCAGAGAGUGCGCCUUCACUGUGCAGGGUCUCACCGAGGGCCAGGAGUACCUGUUCCGUGUCAUGGCUGUCAACGAGAACGGCAUGGGCCCGCCUCUGACGGGCGUCAAUCCCAUCAAGGCCAAGGCGCCCUACGACCCGCCCUCGCCUCCCGGCACACCCAACGUCACCGAGGUGGGCGGCGACUUCGUGCACCUGGAAUGGGACAAGCCCGAGCACGACGGCGGCUCCCGUAUCAAGGGCUACUGGAUCGAGAAGCGCGAGGUCGGCUCCAACAUCUGGACGAUGGUCAACCAGUACAUCUGCCCCGCCACGCAGGUCAACGUGUCCAACCUCAUCGAGGACAGGCAGUACGAGUUCCGCGUCUUCGCCGAGAACGAGGCCGGCAUGUCCGAGCCCUCCGUUUGCUCCACCUCCGUCAGGAUCAAGGAUCCCAACGCGGCCACUCCGCCUGUCAUCGUUACUCCUCUGCGCUCUGUCAUGGCUCUGCAGCACAGGAGCGCCACGCUCACCUGCCAGAUCCAGGGCAAGCCAAAGCCAACUAUCUCCUGGUUCAAGGGCAUGCGCGAGCUGUGCAACAGCGCUAAGUAUGCCAUGACCCGCGACGGCGACAGCUACUCCCUGACCGUGCACGACGUGUACGGCGAGGACGAGGACGAGUACAUGUGCCGCGCCCAGAACAUCGGUGGCAUCAGGAGCACCAAGGCUGAAGUCACCAUCAAACUGGCGCCCAAGAUCAACGUGCCGCCCAGGUUCCGCGACACCGCCUUCUUCGACAAGGGCGAGAACGCCGUCAUCAAGAUUCCUUUCAUCGGCAACCCGCGGCCGAGGAUCACAUGGCAGCGCGAGGGCGAGACCAUCGAGUCUGGCGGCCACUACGCCGUCGAGACGCAGCAGCGCCACGCCAUCCUCACCAUGCGCGACGUCAACCACCUGGACACCGGCAGCUACCGCCUCACCGCAGAGAACGAGCUCGGCUCCGACUCCGUCAUCAUCAAGAUCCAGAUCUCCGACCGCCCCGACCCGCCGCGCAUGCCCAAGGUGGAGAGCGUGCUGGGCACCGAGUGCGUGAUCAGCUGGCAGAUCCCGCUGUGGGACGGCGGCGCCAACAUCAACAACUACAUCAUCGAGAAGCGCGAGCUGCCCAUGGAGUCGUGGAUCAAGUGCGCCAACACGCGCCUCACCACGGCCCAGAUCAAGGGCCUGAGCCCCGGCCACAAGUACCAGUUCCGCAUCUACGCCGAGAACGUGUACGGCCGCUCCGACCCGUCCGCCGUCACCAGCAUCGUGGAGACGCCCGCGCCCGUGUCCAAGAAGCCCAAGAAGAAGCAGUACGAGCUCGACGAGACCGGCAAGAAGAUCCGCGGCAGGAAGGAAGUCGUCGACGACUACGACAAGUUCGUGUUCGACGUGUACUCCAAGUACAUCCCUCAGCCCGUGGACAUCAAGCACGACUCCGUCUACGAGUACUACGACAUCCUGGAGGAGAUCGGCACCGGCGCGUUCGGCGUAGUCCACAGGUGCCGCGAGCGCAAGACCGGAAACAUCUUCGCGGCCAAGUUCAUCCCCGUCGCCUCGGCCAUGGAGAAGGAGCUCAUCCGAAAGGAGAUCGACAUCAUGAACCACCUCCACCACCACAAGCUCAUCAACCUCCACGACGCUUUCGAGGACGAUGACGAGAUGGUCCUUAUCUUCGAGUUCCUGUCUGGAGGCGAGCUGUUCGAGCGCAUCACCGCCGAGGGUUACGUCAUGUCCGAAGCCGAGGUCAUCAACUACAUGCGCCAGAUCUGCGAAGGCGUCAAACACAUGCACGAGAAGAACAUCAUCCAUCUUGACGUCAAGCCGGAGAACAUCAUGUGCCAGACCAGGACGUCGACCAACGUCAAGCUGAUCGACUUCGGCCUGGCCACCAAGCUGGACCCCAACGAGGUCGUCAAGAUCUCGACGGGCACGGCGGAGUUCGCGGCGCCUGAGAUCGUGGAGCGCGAGCCCGUCGGUUUCUACACCGACAUGUGGGCCGUCGGCGUCCUCGCCUACGUGCUCCUCAGCGGCCUCUCGCCCUUCGCCGGAGAGAACGACAUCGAGACCCUCAAGAACGUCAAGGCCUGCGACUGGGACUUCGACGAGGAGGCCUUCGCCAACGUGUCCAACGAGGCCAAGGACUUCAUCCGCCGUCUCCUCGUCAAGAACAAGGAGAAACGCUUGACCGCCCACGAGUGUCUAAUGCACGCCUGGUUGCGCGGAGACUACUCACCCCGCCUCGAGCCCAUCGAUAUGAUGCGUUACAUUCCCAUUCGUGAUAAGAUCCGCGCUAAGUACAAGGAGUGGGAGAAGUUCCUCCUGCCCAUCGGUCGCCUGGCUGAGUACUCGUCUCUCAGAAAGCUGCAGCUUGAGAAGUACAGGAUACAUGACACGCACUUCGACCGCCGACAGUGUGCUCCUCGCUUUGUUAUCCGACCACAGAACGCCUUCGCUUACGAGGGCCAGAGCGUCAAGUUCUCUUGCCGCAUCGUAGGCGUUGCUGUGCCGACGGUAUGCUGGUUCCACAACAACAUGGAGCUCCGCCAGUCCGUCAAGUACAUGAAGCGAUACUCUGGCGAGGACUACACCUUCGUCAUCAACCGCGUGAAGCUGGAUGACCGCGGCGAGUACAUCAUCCGCGCUGAGAACCACUAUGGCGCCCGCGAGGAGCCCGUCUUCCUCAACGUCCAGCCCAUGCCACCAGAGAUCCCGCAGUACAGACCGCAGGAACAGAUCGUCCGCCGCCGCCAGGCCCUCAGCUACAAGAUGUGGCAGGAGGAGUCGGAGGGCGCCCCGAGCUUCACUUUCCUCCUCCGUCCGCGUGUGAUCCAGUGCCACCAGACAUGCAAGCUCCUCUGCUGUCUGUCUGGCAAGCCCACGCCCACAGUCAAGUGGUUCAAGGGCGCCAAGGAACUCACCAAAUCCGACUACACAAUGAGCCACGCCGACGGUGUGGUCACCAUAGAGAUCGUUAACUGCAAGCCAGGUGACUCUGGCAAGUACAAAUGCGUGGCCACCAACCACCUCGGCACCGACGAGACCUCCUGCGUAGUCAUCGUUGAAGGCUCUGGAGAUCGCACUGACGAACAGAACUCUCUCAUGAAGUCUAUGAAGUUCACAGACCGAAGGUACAUCGAGACGACCAUCAAGGACCUCCCCCCACCUCCGACCCCCGCCAUCAGAGUUGAAGAUUCUAGCUCUUCCUCCAGCUACUUCAGUUCCACACACAAGUCUGCCGCCACCAUCGCCGUGACCAGCAGUUCAUCAUCCCGACAGGAGAGCCGAAGCAGCAAAGUCGAGACCUCCUCCACUUCCGUGUCCGCUUCCUCCACCUCCACGGGGGCCAAGAGACAACUCAAGCCCUAUGGCAAGAGGCAAGAUUCCACUGGCUCAACCUCCAGGUCUCGGUCCGCCACAAAGGAACUUGAGUUGCCGCCCGACGAUGCCCUGAUGGGACCUCCAGGAUUCUCGGGAGAACUCCCCAAGAUGCUGGCAGUUAAGGACGGCGACCCUCUCUGCCUCAAAUGUACAGUGAAGGGCGACCCUGAACCUCAGGUCACGUGGUUCAAGAACGGAGAGCCCCUCAGCUCGUCAGACAUCAUCGAUCUCAAAUACAAACAGGGUCUCGCAGCCCUCACCAUCAACGAAGUGUUCCCCGAGGACGAAGGCGAAUAUAUAUGCAAAGCCACCAGCUCGCUAGGCUCGGCGGAGACCAAAUGCAAGCUCAAGGUGACGCCCAUGGAGCAGCAGGUGAACGGCAAAGGAGGUCCGGGAGAUAAGAUUCCCAGAAUUACUGAACACUUAAAGUCCCAAGAAGUCCCAGACGGCACGCCGAUCACGCUAGUCUGCAAGAUCGGAGGAGCUACCAAGUUCGACGUCGUUUGGUUGCACAAUGAGAAGGAAAUCAAGCCCUCAAAGGACUUCCAGUACGUGAAAGAAGGAGACAAUUACCUCCUGAAGAUCGCUGAGGUGUUCCCCGAAGACGCUGGUACCUACACGUGCGAGGCCUUUAACGACGUUGGAGAAACAUUCAGUACCUGCACACUAGUUAUUUUAAUUCCUGCCGAAGAAAAGAAGCAACCCGCCUUCAAGACCUUCCCUACCUCGGCGACCGUGAGCGAGGGCAAGUCCGCGACCUUCACCGUCAAAUUCGAUAAGGAACCGACCAAGGUUUCAUGGGUGAAGGACGGCAAGCCAGUCGAUGAAAAGUCCCCUCGCUACAAGUUCCAACAGGAAGGCAAAAAGGAGUUCUCGUUCGCUAUCCCCAAAUGCCUAACGACAGACGUGGGUCAGUACGUGGUGAAGGCUGCGGGAAAGAAGGGUGAGACGACAGCAGCCUUCUCUCUCAACGUCUAUACCGCCGAAGACCUGUGAUCUGCUUCACGCGCUCUCCCAGGCAUUGAUAGGACCAUAUGGCCGUGAAGUCACGUGUUCUCGUUUCAAUGAGUCCUUUACGUGACUGACGAACUCCAUGGCCACUCAGCAAGCAUAUGCUCGCUGAGUUGGCCCUAGAGCAAGCAUUUUCAUCGUGUUAUAGUUACUGUGUGCAUGUUCGCUUCUGUGCUACAUGUAUUUUUCCUAUGAGAUUAUUUAUUAUUAAUACAUUUAUUAGCUAUAGUUUCCUUUUGAGAUGGAAGAGAUAUGUCUGAUGCGAGAAAGGUUUUGCCAUCAUAUCAAAGAUUUCUGCACACACGUGAACUAGAUGUAUGUAUUCAGUUUUGUGUCCGAUUCACAAGCAUUGUAUAUUGCCCUGUAAUGGUGACUCCGUGUAUGUUUGCCGACGACUGAACCAGCCAGAUCGUGCACUCAGCGCGUCAAAAAGAGAUGAACUCUGCGCACGUCUGAUGGAUUGUUUAGCACUGGGUCGUUCUUAGAUCACAACAUAAAUACGUCAGUCUACUGUUCACAUCUUUUUAACCCUUUUGAUUCUAAAUAGUGUUUUGUUCAGAGCCUUUAGUUUUGCUGUAAUCUAACCUCGGAUGACAGGCAUAAUCCGUUAUUGUAUAGGUUGGAAUUGCACCACAACUUAUAUGACUAUGGAUUGUGCUCCUAAUCGCCUCUCUCCAAUUCUCUGUCUCUCGAAGUUCCCGCCAUGUUCUCGUCGUUGUACGUCAUCAGCCUAUGAACCAAUCACAUAGCUCCCUGCGCUGCUCCCCAUACUACGUCAUCAGUCCACGAACCAAUCACACAAAACGUCUCCAGUGACAUGGUAACAUCUAUGUCAGUUAUCUCAGCAGACUAGCGUAGUAUGGCGCUCAGAUAGAACAGACAUUAACUGUAUGAGAAUUGCCAAUGUAACUUGUAUAAGGCUUUUACGCGAGAAAUAUAUGUGAAUUUUAUUA
Messenger RNA from Penaeus indicus, 30826 nucleotides. RefSeq names its product twitchin-like (gene bent). Lineage: Eukaryota; Metazoa; Arthropoda; Malacostraca; Decapoda; Penaeidae. The record is from RefSeq and is a predicted model, not a curated record. The transcript has 119 exons. Gene Ontology annotation, biological process: protein phosphorylation. The coding region runs from base 225 to 29858 and encodes 9877 amino acids. Gene Ontology annotation, molecular function: protein kinase activity; protein binding; ATP binding.